Molecule: messenger RNA, 1407 nt
Organism: Ylistrum balloti
Lineage: Eukaryota; Metazoa; Mollusca; Bivalvia; Pectinida; Pectinidae
Exons: 1
Coding region: 1-1407 (468 amino acids)
Source: RefSeq, a predicted model, not a curated record
AUGGUCAGUCAAGAGAAACCUGUUGACAUCCACCAGUCAAACCGUCGAAACGACGGGAAAACUGUGGACAGCCACCAGUCAAACCGUCGAAAUGACGGGAAAACUGUUGACAUCCACCAGUCAAACCGUCGAAACGACGGGAAAACUGUGGACAGCCACCAGUCAAUCCGUCGAAAUGAUGUGGAAACUGUUGACAGCCACCAGUCAAACCGUCGAAACGACGGGAAAACUGUGGACAGCCACCAGUCAAACCGUCGAAAUGAUGGGAAAACUGUUGAUAGUCACCAGUCAAACCGUCGAAACGACGGGAAAACUGUGGACAGCCACCAGUCAAACCGUCGAAACGACGGGAAAACUGUGGACAGCCACCAGUCAAUCCGUCGAAAUGAUGUGGAAACUGUUGACAGCCACCAAUCAAACCGUCGAAAUGAAGAGAAAACUGUUGACAGCCACCAGUCAAACCGUCGAAAUGAUGGGAAAACUGUUGACAGCCACCAGUCAAACCGUCGAAAUGAUGUGAAAACUGUGGACAGCCACCAGUCAAACCGUCGAAAUGACGGGAAAACUGUGGACAGACACCAGUCAAACCGUCGAAAUGAUGGAAAAACAGUUGACAGCCACCAGUCAAACCGUCGAAACGACGGGAAAACUGUGGACAGCCACCAGUCAAUCCGUCGAAAUGAUGUGGAAACUGUUGACAGCCACCAGUCAAACCGUCGAAACGACGGGAAAACUGUGGACAGCCACCAGUCAAAACGUCGAAAUGAUGGGAAAACUGUGGACAGCCACCAGUCAAACCGUCGAAACGACGGGAAAACUGUGGACAGCCACCAGUCAAAUCGUCGAAAUGACGGGAAAACUGUGGACAGCCACCAGUCAAACCGUCGAAAUGAUGGGAAAACAGUUGACAGCCACCAGUCAAACCGUCGAAAUGAUGGGAAAACUGUGGACAGCCACCAGUCAAACCGUCGAAACGACGGGAAAACUGUGGACAGCCACCAGUCAAUCCGUCGAAAUGAUGUGGAAACUGUGGACAGCCACCAGUCAAACCGUCGAAACGACUGGAAAACUGUGGACAGCCAUGAGUCAAACCGUCGAAAUGAUGGGAAAACUGUUGACAGCCACCAGUCAAACCGUCGAAAUGAUGGGAAAAUGUGGACAGCCACCAGUCAAACCGUCGAAACGACUGGAAAACUGUGGACAGCCACCAGUCAAACCGUCGAGAUGACGGGAAAACUGUGGACAGCCACCAGUCAAACCGUCGAAAUGACGGGAAAACUGUGGACAGCCACCAGUGAAACCGUCGAAACGACGGGAAAACUGUGGACAGCCACCAGUCAAAACGUCGAAAUGAUGGCAAAAGUCCAUUUAGACUUGUAUGCUGAAGAAAUCACGUCAACAAGAUGA